This is a messenger RNA of Cyclocybe aegerita, 1017 nucleotides long. The record is from the annotation of a GenBank genome assembly. NCBI's taxonomy places the organism in Eukaryota, Fungi, Basidiomycota, Agaricomycetes, Agaricales, Hemipholiotaceae.
AUGUCUCCGGUCACGAACAAUGAAGAAUUCGCCGAGCUCGCCCUCCACUUAGCGGCCGGGAAAUACUUCCAGCUGGCAGCAUUCGUGAUGCUGAUUUACGAUCAUCUGUUGACAUUUGCAGACGAGGUGGAGCGGAUCUGGAAACCUGACUUCUCUGGGGCUACUGUUCUGUUUCUCAUAAAUCGAUACCUCACCCCUAUCCAAUUCAUCAUCAUUGUCACCGCUUUCCAGCAUCCAGGAUGGGUAGACGAAGUACGUCCUAGUCUCUCCUCCGUUCGCUUGCUCGCUAACGAGACGCCGCAUGUUUCAGGCGUUUGCGAUAAAUUCGUUGCGUUCGAAGGAUCAUCAACAGUCGCUCUCCUCGCAAUUUGCGAAAUUAUCAUGAUCCUCCGCGUGUAUGCCCUCUAUGGACGGUCUUGGGUGAUUCUCCUAUGCCUUUCCAUGAUGUGGGUGCUACAAGUGAUACUUUCGUCGAUUGGGAUGACUACGGGCUUCGCGGUCCCACUACCACCCGGCCUCGUCGGUUGUAUAUUCACGGGAACGAGCGCCUUGUUCCCCGCGGUCUGGGUGACGCCCCUUGCGACUGACUUUUGUAUUUUCAUUCUGACGGUGCUGAGAAUGAGGACGCAUUUUCGAGCGGCACGAAAUACUCCAACACUACAGCUAAUCCUCCGAGAUGGUGUCCUCUACUUCCUCGUUAUCCUUAUCGCCAACCUGCUCAACACCUUCUUUUUCUUCUUCAGCGAACCCGAUAUGAAAGCCAUCGGCGCCUCAUUCAGCCAGCUCAUCACCUCAACCAUGAUCUCGCGGCUCGUCCUCAACCUACGCUCAAUACCGUCGCAACGGCGGUCAACCGCCCGGGAGUCGGAGCACAUGACGGAGGAAGGGCCGCCUCUCACCACAUUCAUGACACGCACCGUCACGCACCUCGCGGAGGACCUCGAGUGGUAUAAUAAUGGCAGCGAGAUACCGCUGACGGAUUUAGAAAAGAGGACGUCGACGACAGAACUGUAUUAG